Molecule: messenger RNA, 2208 nt
Organism: Budorcas taxicolor (takin)
Lineage: Eukaryota; Metazoa; Chordata; Mammalia; Artiodactyla; Bovidae
Gene: TRIM36
Product: tripartite motif containing 36
Exons: 11
Coding region: 1-2208 (735 amino acids)
Molecular function (GO): protein binding; zinc ion binding
Source: RefSeq, a predicted model, not a curated record
AUGUCUGAGUCGGGGGAGAUUAGUGAAUUUGGCUACAUCAUGGAAUUAUUAGCCAGAGGCAAGGUGACCAUUAAGAAUAUCGAAAGAGAGCUCAUUUGCCCGGCAUGCAAGGAGCUGUUCACCCACCCGCUGAUUCUCCCUUGUCAGCACAGCAUCUGUCAUAAAUGCGUGAAGGAGCUCUUACUGAUGCUUGAUGAUUCGUUCAAUGACGUGGGGUCUGACAACUCCAAUCAGAGCAGUCCUCGACUUCGGCUUCCCUCCCCUAGCGUGGAUAAAAUUGACCGAAUUAGCAGACCAGGUCAUAAGAAGAUAUUAAAUGGCUGGAAGCGCAAUUCACUGACCCCUAGGACAACCACUUUUCCUUGUCCUGGCUGUGAGCAUGAUGUGGAUCUUGGAGAGCGGGGAAUCAAUGGUCUGUUUCGAAAUUUCACUUUGGAAACUAUUGUUGAAAGAUAUCGGCAGGCAGCCAGGGCAGCCACAGCCAUUAUGUGUGACCUUUGUAAGCCACCACCUCAAGAAUCCACAAAAAGUUGCAUGGACUGCAGUGCAAGCUACUGCAAUGAAUGCUUCAAAAUUUACCAUCCUUGGGGCACUGUAAAAGCGCAGCAUGAGUAUGUGGGUCCAACUACGAACUUCAGACCCAAGAUUUUGAUGUGCCCAGAGCAUGAAACAGAGAGGAUAAACAUGUACUGUGAAUUGUGCAGGAGGCCAGUCUGUCAUCUCUGUAAGUUGGGUGGGAAUCAUUCCAAUCACCGCGUAACCACCAUGAGCAGUGCCUACAAAACCUUAAAGGAGAAGCUUUCAAAGGAUAUUGAUUACCUUAUUGGCAAGGAGAGCCAGGUGAAGAGUCAAAUUUCUGAGCUAAACUUGUUGAUGAAAGAAACAGAGUGUAACGGAGAGCGGGCUAAAGAAGAUGCAAUUACACAUUUUGAAAAGCUCUUUGAAAUCCUAGAAGAGAGAAAAUCAUCUGUUUUGAAGGCAAUUGAUGCUUCUAAGAAACUAAGAUUAGACAAAUUUCAGACUCAAAUGGAAGAGUACCAGGGGCUGCUGGAGAACAGUGGGCUCGUGGGGUACGCUCAGGAGGUGCUGAAGGAGACGGAUCAGUCUUGCUUUGUCCAGACGGCAAAGCAGCUCCACGUCAGAAUACAGAAAGCUACAGAGUCUUUGAAGAGCUUUAGACCUGCGGCUCAAACUUCCUUUGAAGACUAUGUUGUUAACACAUCUAAACAAACAGAACUUCUUGGAGAAUUAUCUUUUUUCUCAAGUGGUGUAGAUGUGCCAGAGAUCAAUGAGGAACAGAGCAAAGUUUAUAACAAUGCUUUGAUAAAUUGGCACCAUCCAGAAAAGGAUAAAGCUGAUAGCUAUGUCCUUGAAUAUCGCAAGAUUAAUCGAGAUGAAGAAAUGUUGUCUUGGAAUGAGAUAGAAGUUUGUGGCACAAGUAAAGUUAUUUCUGAUCUUGAGAGUAAUUGUAACUAUGCUUUCAGAGUAAGAGCCUACAAGGGUUCCAUCUGCAGUCCUUGCAGCAGAGAACUGAUUCUUCAUACUCCUCCAGCUCCAGUUUUCAGUUUCCUCUUUGAUGAAAAAUGCGGUUAUAAUAAUGAACACCUCCUGCUGAACUUGAAGAGAGACCGUGUGGAGAGCAGAGCUGGAUUUAACCUCCUGCUUGCUGCGGAGCGGAUCCAAGUGGGUUAUUACACCAGCUUAGACUACAUCAUUGGAGAUGUUGGGAUUACUAAAGGGAAGCACUUUUGGGCCUUCCGUGUGGAGCCGUAUUCGUACCUGGUGAAAGCGGGCGUCGCUUCCAGUGACAAACUGCAAGAAUGGCUCCGGUCUCCCCGGGACGCAGUUAGUCCAAGGUACGAGCAGGACAGCGGGCACGACAGCGGCAGCGAGGACGCCUGUGUUGAUUCUUCGCAGCCCUUUACGUUGGUUACUGUAGGUAUGAAGAAAGUCUUUAUUCCCAAGUCACCUACUUCCAACGAACCUGAAAAUAGAGUCCUUCCCAUGCCAACAAGCAUAGGAGUUUUCCUCGACUGUGAUAAAGGCAAAGUGGCUUUCUAUGACAUGGAUCACAUGAAAUGCCUCUACGAGCGCCAGGUGGACUGCUCCCAUAUGAUGUAUCCAGCGUUUGCCUUGAUGGGCAGUGGAGGAGUCCAGCUCGAAGAAUCCAUCUCAGCAAAGUACCUAGAAUACCAAGAGAACAUGUAG